Messenger RNA from Glarea lozoyensis ATCC 20868, 825 nucleotides. RefSeq lists its product as uncharacterized. The transcript has a single exon. The record is from RefSeq and is a predicted model, not a curated record. NCBI's taxonomy places the organism in Eukaryota, Fungi, Ascomycota, Leotiomycetes, Helotiales, Helotiaceae. Gene Ontology annotation, biological process: DNA recombination. The coding region runs from base 1 to 825 and encodes 274 amino acids.
AUGUCAACGCCAGCAGCCAAACGCCGCCGCAUGAACGAUGCCUCAAAAACGCUCUCCAAGCCCUUCCGCUCGCCUUUCAAGACACCCUUCAAGUCCCCCUCCAAAGCCGUCGAUUCGGAAAUCAAUCAAGCAAGCUCUACAGGAAAGCUACCGGUACUAGGAGAAAAAACCCCCAAUCUUUUGGCAAAUCCAGCGACGCCUGGCGCUCGUACCAAAAAGACAUUCACCAGCCCUUUGCAAACAGCAAGGAUAAAUGCAGAUCCUACCAUAGCUCCUCUUCUUCGUACUCAGAGAGAGCUAGAAAAAGAAUUACGCCAGUUGAAAGAGGAUCUCGAUACUGCAGAGCAAGCCAGGAAGAUUGAAGCUGGAAAGCGGGGUGACGACGGAGAAGUUGAUGCGGAAUUACGAGUAUUAGUUGCGAAAUGGAAGAGUGCUAGUCGGAUGGCUGCGGAAGAGAUGUUUGGACGUGUACGUGAUCGUGUGAAUAGAAUGGGUGGGCCACGUGCAUGGAAGGAGAUACAAAAGAAGCAAGCGGACUCGAGAUCACAGUGGGAGGCAGAGCAGAACGAACCAGUGGGUGAAGAUGAUGAUAGCGACGAGGAUCCUGCUGCUAGGGAGGAAAGGAAGACGAGAAAGAGAGAGUUGGCAGAUCAAUAUGACAUUGAGGUUGAGACGGUGAGUGAGAGGAGUCAGCGAAACGUUAUUGACGAUGGGGCCAAGAAUGGGGACGAAGACGAGUUCACGAUGGCUAUGAUGCUGAGGACGCUCAACGUCGAAUUGCAUGUGAUUGGGUUUGAUAGAGACGAGGAAAGGUGGGUUGAUUGA